AUGGUUAGGCAGAAGAUGAGAUAUAUUGCAGUGAGGAUCAGAUUUGAGGAGGAGAGGAAUGUGUCAUUGGAGACGUCGUUGCUGCCAUUUCUGAAGGCCAGGCUUGGGGAUGACUACGGAAUGAAUGGAUUGUCGAAAGCAGGGCAUCUGAGUGUUGUUGAGUAUUUGAAGCAUUGCAAGAUUGCACUGAUCAGAUGUGAUGUGUCAGGGUAUAGGAACCUGCUUUUUACGCUUGCCACGACUGGAGAGGUGGGAGGGCUGAAGUGCUCGAUUUCAACGAUCUGGGUGUCUGGGAUUCUAAAGAAGGCUAUGAAGAGGAUUUUGAAGUAUGUAAAGGCUGAGAAAAGCAUGGCGAAGGCAUGA
Molecule: messenger RNA, 363 nt
Organism: Ordospora pajunii
Lineage: Eukaryota; Fungi; Microsporidia; Ordosporidae
Product: putative Rpp14/Pop5 protein
Exons: 1
Coding region: 1-363 (120 amino acids)
Biological process (GO): tRNA 5'-leader removal
Cellular component (GO): multimeric ribonuclease P complex; nucleolus
Molecular function (GO): ribonuclease P RNA binding; ribonuclease P activity
Source: RefSeq, a predicted model, not a curated record